Populus trichocarpa (black cottonwood) is the source of this 1503-nucleotide messenger RNA. Its product is annotated as ethylene-responsive transcription factor ERN1-like. Lineage: Eukaryota; Viridiplantae; Streptophyta; Magnoliopsida; Malpighiales; Salicaceae. Gene Ontology annotation, biological process: regulation of DNA-templated transcription. The transcript has a single exon. The record is from RefSeq and is a predicted model, not a curated record. Gene Ontology annotation, molecular function: DNA binding; DNA-binding transcription factor activity.
GCUGGCAACCUUACUGCUUGUAAAUUCAGCACCCUAAUCCCAGGAGAAACCAGUCAUUUUUGCACCAGUCAAAGUACUAGGAAGAAAUAAUUCUCCUUUGAUAGAUAGCUUGUCUUCAAUGAAAAAUGAUAGAGCCUGAAGGUUACAAACACUAAAGACAACUCUUCUAAGACCUUAAUAUAAGCACCAGCUCGAACAUUAAAAAAACCUUAAGGCAUCCUUUCAAGUUUGAACCGUAUAAAUAUCUCCAUUGAAAACCAAACGGGGACAUGUAGACAAGGCUCUCCACGCUUCCUUUGAAGUCAGUACAACAGCUCUUUCUUUUUGUCAUCUCUUCUUUAAAUCAAACCAACGUCUCUUUCCAAUCCAACCUCUUAGUCCUAUCUUGUUGCCUGGACAAAUUUGGAAUGGAAAUUCAUUUCCAGCAACAAAAGCAGCAUAAAAAUGCAAGCAUUCCAGUUAGCAAAGCAAGCAAAUUCAAGGGGAGAGGUAGGCCAAACAGCAACAGUAACAAGUUUGUUGGUGUUAGGCAAAGAACUUCUGGUAGAUGGGUGGCUGAGAUCAAAGACACAACACAAAAGAUAAGGAUGUGGCUAGGAACCUUUGAGACAGCUGAAGAAGCUGCACGAGCUUACGAUGAAGCUGCUUGCCUGCUUCGUGGAUCCAACACCCGAACCAACUUCAUCACUCAUGUGUCCGUGGAUUCUCCUCUUGCUUCCCGGAUUCGAAAUCUCCUCAACAACAAAAGGAGAGACCAACAACAACAUAGUGAAGAAGAAACUGCGGAAGCCUCUACUCCACCAACUAGUACCAUUACUACCACAAGUAGUACUAUCACCACUAGCAGCAGCAGCAGCAGCAGUUCUGGCAUGAGUGAUAAUUACUCCAGUUCAAUUCAUGAAACGGAUCACUUGUUUGAUGAUGCAUAUAAACCGGAUUUGCGCAAUUGCAUUGAGGAAUUCAAGCUUGGUUCUUCUCAGUCUGAUCUUUCACGGGGUUUUGGACCUUUAUUCGAUCGGUUUUCAUAUGCACAGGAAGUACUGGAUUUUCCAAAAAGUGUGGUACUACCCGAGGCAAGUGACUCGGAAUUCUCAGAAUUUGAUAGGAUGAAGGUGGAGAGACAGAUAUCAGCAUCUCUAUACGCAAUUAAUGGGGUUCAAGAGUACAUGGAAGCUGUCUAUGAUCCUAUUGAAGCUUUAUGGGAUCUUCCACCACUAUAAUCAUUGCAGAAUUUGGUGGUUUUAAUGAACAUAGAAUCCCCUUCUCUUUCUUUUCUUCCCCUAGUUCUGCUUUCACUUUAGACUUGCUUGUUAAGUUGCAAAGACAAAAUACCAGCUAGAGAUGAAGUUGAAAUCUUGUUUCUUUUCUUAAAAAAAAUAUAUUUGUUAUGCUGUUUUUCAAAAUGUUAACAGCAGAAUACACGGAGAAGUGAUCCUGCUGUUUUUGGAACGUCAGAAAAUCAUCGAUGAAUGACAAGUCGAAGCAAUCAUGGCGAUUAAAAUA